UAGCCUUUGGGUCCUGCAUCCAGAGCCUGUGUUGUACUUGAGAUGCCUGUGAGUUUGUGUGCAUAACACCUACAUCCAACCCUGUGCUUAACACUGCUGAUGUGUCUCUUUAUACCCCCAGCAUCCAACAGAUGUGGACUACAGGGUCAUGGCCACCUUCACUGAGUUCUAUACCACUCUUCUGGGUUUUGUGAACUUCCGCCUUUACCAGUCACUCAACCUUCACUAUCCACCCAAGCUAGAAGUUCAAGCCCAGGCAGAGACAAAGAUCAGCGAGGACACAUAUGCAUUGGAUUCUGAGAGCUCUAUGGAGAAACUAGCAGCGCUCAGUGCCAGUCUGGCCCAAGUGGUGGUGCCUACUAUAGAGGAGGCUGAGGCCGAUGAGUUUCCUACUGAUGGGGAGGUGACAGCACAGGAGGAAGAUCGCAGGAAAGAGCUGGAGGCACAGGAAAAACAAAAGAAACUCUUCGAAGGCCUGAAAUUCUUCCUGAACCGAGAGGUGCCCCGUGAAGCAUUGGCCUUUAUCAUCAGGAGUUUUGGUGGGGAUGUGUCCUGGGACAAGUCUUUGUGUAUCGGAGCCACCUAUGACAUCACAGACUCCUGCAUCACCCACCAGAUUGUUGACCGGCCUGGGCAGCAAACCCCCAUCAUUGGCAGGUACUACGUCCAGCCCCAGUGGGUGUUUGACUGUGUGAAUGCCCGGCUCCUCCUCCCUGUGGCAGAGUACUUCCCUGGGGUGCAGCUGCCCCCACACCUCUCACCCUUUGUAUCUGAGAAUGAAGGAGAUUACAUUCCCCCUGAGAAGCUGAAGCUACUGGCUCUGCAGCGGGGAGAAGAUCCAGGAGACUUGAAAGAGGAAGAGGACGAAGAUGAGGAUGAGGAUGAUGAAGAUGAUGACAACGAAGGUGAUGGGGAAGAAAGUGAGGCCAAGCGCCUGGCCAUCAUGAUGAUGAAAAAGCGGGAGAAGUACCUUUACCAAAAGAUCAUGUUUGGCAAGCGGCGCAAAAUCCGUGAGGCCAGCAAGCUGGCAGAGAAAAGGAAAGCCCAUGAUGACGCUGGGAGGUCUGAGAAAAAAGCCAAGAGGACAAGGCCUGUAUGAGCACCAGCUACCUCUCACUGGGAGUUGGACAAGGCAGAAGCAAGCUAGUGCAACUCACGAGUACCAGCCCAACACCCUCAUACUUUUGGUGGUGUUGACCAGCCCUAGCCUCCCGUGAAGUUCAUGCUGGUGUCUGGACAAAGAGGCCUCUACCCAGCCCAAUUCUUACUCCAGGAGUCUGACAAACAUCCUCAUUUUGCUUUGCUUUCCACAGCCUCCUACACAGCUGUGCCUGUAAUUCUCAGGAUGCUGUCUUGGAAUAAGGGUGGGGAGCUCUGAUUAAAUGGCUGGACUUUUGCAGUCAAUUGGA
This is a messenger RNA of Cricetulus griseus (Chinese hamster), 1409 nucleotides long. The record is from RefSeq and is a predicted model, not a curated record. Lineage: Eukaryota; Metazoa; Chordata; Mammalia; Rodentia; Cricetidae.